Molecule: messenger RNA, 1851 nt
Organism: Globicephala melas (long-finned pilot whale)
Lineage: Eukaryota; Metazoa; Chordata; Mammalia; Artiodactyla; Delphinidae
Gene: RITA1
Product: RBPJ interacting and tubulin associated 1
Biological process (GO): nuclear export; Notch signaling pathway
Molecular function (GO): tubulin binding
Source: RefSeq, a predicted model, not a curated record
CCUUACCGCUCGCGGGUUGCUGUUUGAUGCGCGCGUGGAGCAUACAUAGCUAGGGCUGAGUUUCCCGGGAAGGGUCGGCCCGCGCGGUCCCCCGUGCGGGGGCUGGGGGCGGCCUGAGCUGCCAGGGGUCGCGUGCUCCCGGGAUUCAGAGCUGCAGCUCUCGGAUGUACCGCGCUCCACAGGUGCCCAAACGUCCCCGCAAAGGAGUCCAGGCCUGGACUGGGGGGAGGGGGCGCUGUGGGUGGCCGCCGACGUCAGCCAACCAAGAUGCUCAGCUUUAUAGGUGGGACUUAAACUUGUGACUUCAUCCUUUGGAGCCUCAGUUUUGUCAUCUGUAGAAUGGACAUAGUGGAAGCUACCUCACAGGACUGCUGAGAAGAUUAAAUGAGAAUACUUGUAGAGAUCUUUGCAGGAGGGAGACCUGGAAGCAGCGGCUGGCAGGCAGAGCACACCUGCUGUCACCCAGUACCAUGAACAGCGUGAAGACCCCGGUGGAGCUGGCCGUGAGUGGGAUGCAGACCCUCCACGUUCAGCACCGCUGCCGGGGCAGCUGCCGGGUCAAGGUUAGGCCGUCAUAUGUGGAUGAGACUUUGUUUGGCAGUCCUGCAGGCACCCAGCCCACACCACCAGCCUUUGACCCACCGUGGAUGGGGAAGGCCAACAGAACCAGAGGAGUGGGUACAGGGGCAUCACAGGCCUCAGGGGCCAACGGGAGCUGUGAGACUACCUCCUCCAGGGACAAGACCCUGACCCUCGCACCAAGGAAGAAGAACAAAUACAGACUGAUUGGCCACACUCCUUCUUACUGCGAUGAGUCGCUCUUUGGCUCCCGACCUGAGGGCGCCGGCUGGGAGGCCUCGUGGAUGGCGAAGGGGGAUGCUGCAAAGCUCCAUGCCCUCUUCUGGACACCCCCAGCUACCCCUAGGGGCAGCCACUCACCCCGCCCCAGGGAGACUCCAGUGCGAGCCAUUCACCCAGCUAGUCCCUCAAAGACAGAGCGCCGGGUGGUGGCAGAUUCCCGGAGGUUGUCCGUGGACGGGUUAGACUCUCCACGCCCUCCGAGGCGGGAGCGUUCUUAUUCCCUCACCCACCUUAAUGUCCCCAGCACGAGUCACCCACCCACCAGUACCCCCUGCACAAAUGGGCCUCGAGAUCCCAGAUCUUCCCCGUCAGGAGUGACCUUCCGGAGCCCCCUGGUGACUCCCAGGGCUCAUUCAGUCAGUGUUUCAGUGCCAGUUACCCCCCGACGAGGCGGAGCCAUCCAGAAACCAAAGCCACCUUGGAAAUGAAUUUCUUGGUCCUUUCUGCAGGUUUGCCCAUGGGGUCACAGCAAAGGGCAGAGUUUCAGAGGAUGGCACUGGUGGGCGGGACUUUGGGGAGACCACCAGGCAUUGGCAAAGCACUCCUGGGGGCAGACAGAGAGAGGGUGGGCAGUGCCGCCCUUUCUUCUGACAACCUCUGGUUGCUCCCUGCUUUUGCCGCUGGUGUGGAUAUGAGGGCCGCCUCUGGAGAUCCCUGUUUCAAGUUCUGUCAUAGCCACACGGCAUAUCAGUGCCAACCCAGGGGUGUCCCCCGGGAGGGUCCCCCCACUCCCUCCAUCACACCCACAACAUUGUCUCGCCACCAAGUGUGAAUAAAUGGUAUGAUCGCCAACCCGGAGGGUUCCUUCUCCCUCCCUUCAAGCCAAGCUUCUGCUCAGGAUGAGUUUCCAGCUGAGUCUGGACGCCUCAGGAAUUUUCCCAGGCACAGUAUGUGGACCAGCAGGGAACACAAGGUGAUAUGUGGGUGGACAUUUAAAAUUUUAAUAGUCAUGUAUUUAUUUUCAUGUAUUAAAUAUAUCAGCUCAUCGAA